Ochlerotatus camptorhynchus is the source of this 2742-nucleotide messenger RNA. It is a transcript of the gene rau, whose product is annotated as RA domain-containing protein rau. Lineage: Eukaryota; Metazoa; Arthropoda; Insecta; Diptera; Culicidae. The record is from RefSeq and is a predicted model, not a curated record. Gene Ontology annotation, biological process: positive regulation of fibroblast growth factor receptor signaling pathway; signal transduction; positive regulation of epidermal growth factor receptor signaling pathway. The transcript has 5 exons. The coding region runs from base 1013 to 2512 and encodes 499 amino acids.
CCGUGCACGUGAGUGGAAGUGUUUUGUGCGUGAUUUGAUAGUUUCAUUGCGAGCAAGAACUGCGGACGGAGAUGUUGUUGACAAACGGUUACGGUGCUGCCUGAUGACGACGAAGAGGACGCGUCCGGUCGGUUGUUGAACAGCGUCAGCAUUGUUCGGAAUUUUUAGUGCUAUUACGACGAGGAGACGGAGCAGACAAGAAUAACAAGAAGACAAAUCGAAGAAAAGUGCUGAUAGUACACUGUUGUGAUUAGUUGCGGGUCGUACUGUGUAGUGAUAUUGGGAACAGAACUUGGCUGGCUCGGUUCUAGCGGAUGAAUGGCGGCAUCUUUAUCAGUAGUUGGAGUUGUGCGACUUGUGGGUUUGUGAUUUUUUUUAUAAAUUUGCAUGAGUGCCUAAGAAGAAAUAGUGGCUGUGGUUUGCUAUUUUUGGAUUGAAUCAGGCGAAGAGCGAAUGCCAUGUCGUUUGAAGUGAAGCUUAACGAAAUUGCGUGAUUUGUGAGACAACCGAAAAGAGCUGCUGUUGGUAGUGAUUUGAUGUGUAGAAACGAAUUCUUUUUUUUUUCAACAAAGAGCAUUUUUGGAGCAAUAAGAAAGUUUAAAUGAGAUAAUGCACCGGAAAUAAUUGGUCUGUGAAGCAAAACAAAAAAAAAAGUGGUGUUCAGGAAGAUCUGUGAAAAGUUGCGAAAACGGUCUUUCUUUGACAGUGAGAGUGGUGCAAUCAAAGCGUAAAUUGAGCGAAACCAAACAACCAACGAAAGCAAAACAAAACGAAAAAGUUGUGAAUUUCAAGAAGAAAUUGUUAUGAAGUGGUCGGAUCUGGCCGCGAAUGUGCAACUGUCAUAAAAUGAUUUAACGAACAAAUUGUUUCGCUUAUUACUCACGGAAGGAGCAACACAACGAAGAUCGAGAAACAAUCAUAAAGAAAAGACGCUACGGCGGUGGAUAGAGGAGAUAACCUUUUGGAUUAAAUACAUUUGCGAUCUGAACCGAGCGACUGACAGCUUCCAAAGAUGCUGAAGCACGUGCAGAUUUCGCCAAUGCGUAGCCGGUCCGAUUCGCUCUCGAUGCGGUCGUCGACCUCCUGUGCGUCUUCUCUGUGCGGAAGUCCUGAACCACCGAACGAGCAGCUCCGCAGCCACUCCCGGGCGUCCAGCUAUUCCAGCCUGAACGAAACCAUUCCGCAGACAACCAUCAAAAUCUAUACGGCAUGCCUCCGCCAGGACAUUGAGUAUAAAACGCUCGGCAUAUCGUACGACGCCACCAGCAAGAGCGUCGUUCAGCAGCUGCUCAGAAGAUGCAAAAUGCGACAUCGCGAUCCGCGGCUGUUCUACCUGACGAUGGAGGUGACCGUGCGGAGGCCCGGCGUUAAAUCGCUACUGGAACUGGACGACGAAGCGAGACCGGCGCUGCUGCAAGCGUGCCAUCCCAAGGGGGACUCCAGAUUUUGCCUCCAACAAAAACCUGGCGGUCUAAUUCGGGUUCACACAUCGGCCCUGCAGCCCAACUCCCAGUACAAGUCCCUGCUCAUCUCCGAAGAAACCACCUCGGAUGAACUGCUCGCGCUGCUCCUGUCCUGCUACAACUCGAUCGAACCGGUCGAACAGUUCAGCCUGUACGAAGUGUGCCCCGGUCAGGAAUACCAACGAAAGCUCCAUCCGGACGAUCUCCCCCUGAAGACGCAACUCCAACGCCAACAGAAGAACGAAAUCAUGCACUUUCUGGUGCGCCGGAACCCGAACUACCCGCGACGGCGCCAAAUGCUAGCACCCAUCUCCGAGUCCAACAAACACUUCAUCAUCGGCCCGUCGUCGCUGACGCAGCACCGGCUAUCGCUGCAUUCGUCGACCUUCCCGAUCAGUGCCGUCACCACUCCGACCAACACCCUCAUCUCGGACAUUGUCGAUGGAGUUUCCUCACUGAGCAAUCUGAAGGAGUCGAAAAGCUUGGCCCUAAGGGAAUCCUGCCUGUCCUCGUCCGCGUCCUCGUCUUCGUCGUCUUCGUCCUGCAGCAGCAGCAGUAGCAGUUCGAGUAGUAGUAGUAGUCGAACGAGUGAAGACAACAACAACGACGAACGAAGCUGUUGCCUGCAGUGCAGCAAAUCCAGUGCAGGCGAAUACAGCGGGGAACAACAGCAGUGCGAACACAGUAGAUCGGUGGACGUGGUUGACGGUGCCAUCGAUGCCAAUGCCGUUCCAGCAGUCAAGGCCCGCAACGUCGACCGGUGCCUACAGGCACCGCCACGGCCAUCUAAAGCCUCGCUGCUGCCUUCAUCGCUGCUGAUGGCCCCAAACGCACCUUCGUACAGCCCGGUGUACAACAUCCGUGAGAUAAGGACCGUGUGUAACUCGUUCUCAUCACUCGGAAUCGACAAAAAGCUGGUGGAUAUCGAGCGGAUCGAUUCCCGGACCAGCACGGCCAGCAUGACGGGGAAUGUGACGAGAAGUACCGUCGUUAAGGAGGCCGUCAACACCGAUCCCAUGAAGGGGGUGGGGAAUUUCAUCUAUAUCUGAACGAACGGCAAUCGAAUUAAUGCGGAAGAUGAGUCCCUGCGGUGCGGCGUUGCCUGGGAACAAAUCGAAAACAACGAUCAAAACAGCUAUUUGUCACCGAUUAUUCGCACGCACACCAACCAAUUCGGGGGAAAUCGAAAUGGCGCGCCAAAAUGACAACUUUUAUUAUUACAUUUGUUUCGUCCUAGUCACCGUUAUUAAUGUUAUUAAAUCGAUUUUAUUUGAUGUUU